AUGAUUGAACUUAUAAUUGCCCUCAGUGCAUUGCACACUCUUGCUUAUUGCGACUAUUAUAAGAAUAACACCCUCUUCUUUGUUAAAGACGAAAUUUGUAAGUUCGAUCCAGAGGUGUAUAGUUACUCCAUAUCUCAUCGAGUCAGCUUUAACUUUCUUAACACAAGUAAAGAACUCACCGUGUUCUUGGACGACUCAAAAGACGUCGACUUUGUACUUGGACUUGAUAGUAUGAAGACUAUGAUACCUCGAAAACAGUAUUUCUCUUCACUUGAAAAGUUGAAUGUAUAUGGGAGUGGAGUGCAAGAACCACAUACACUCACUCUGAUGGCCCUGGAAAUUCAGAAGGAUUUUGAAUUGAAUGUGUACACUCCAAAUACUACAAUAAGAGUGUCGAAGAAUGACAUGGAAUAUCCUAUCACCUACAAGAUAACAAGUGUCGAUGGGAAUAAAGUGGUCUUUGUGAGAGGCGUAACAAGCCCAGCAGACCAUGUUAUUCUUGUUGGUAACGUCUCAGUGGCGUGGCAGAACUCCAACUCGAAGCACAGAGAGUCGUGUGAAAUUACGUUUGUUUCUGAAGGGAAGGUGUCAACUACUCCGUUUAAGUUUAGUGUAUAUGGUGUUGUUCAAGAAGCAGAGAAAUUGAAUGCAUUAUGUGAAAGAAAGGGUUACACCAGAUUUACGGAUUGUAACGAUGAAGAGUUUCAAACCAAUGUCUUACAACAUGAGACAGAUAACUUGUGCUCAUGCAAAUUCCUUUGGAGUGAUGAGAGAGGAGUUCAUUAUAACAAGUGGGACUGUGAUAUUUAUUCACAGUAUUUAGACUUAAUAGCAUAUUUACCCAAUGCUGUUAUAACAGGAAAUUGGAGUGGAAUCACAGUGAGAAACACAAACGCCAGUUUUGUAAAUGAACACGCAAAAUGGGUGGUAUUGAAUAACACAAUUAUUAAAGGAAGUGUUAUUGCUGAAAAGGUCAAAGUUCUUAGAAACGUUUUCGCUGACAACGUUGAAGCUAAAGAUAUUUAUAUCGAAGGAAUAUUAUUCGUGAAAACAGCUAAAUUGGGGGUGCAAUUCAAGUUUGGGAAAGAAGAGAAUGGAUACAAAGAGGUCAUUUUGUAUAACAAAGAAAAGAAGGAACUUUAA
Messenger RNA from Entamoeba invadens IP1, 1143 nucleotides. RefSeq lists its product as hypothetical. The transcript has a single exon. Bases 1 to 1143 code for a protein of 380 amino acids. Lineage: Eukaryota; Evosea; Mastigamoebida; Endamoebidae. The record is from RefSeq and is a predicted model, not a curated record.